AUGCCAUCGAAGAGUUUAGAGAGGUGGACUCGCCAACAAUGCUUCGAUGUGUCGCCUGUGUUUGUGUGGAGUGUUAGCAUGGUCACGGCAAUUGCCCCGACGAUGGAUGGUGGAAUUUGGCUUUCUAGUGGCCUCUCCAUUCAUCAAUCAGACCCAACUGCCAAAUUUAAGGCAAAACUAGGCGCCGUCGAAAUGGCAGCUGGCACAACGUCUGUGCACCGUUCCAUGUCCAAUUUUUACCCUUCUACCAAGCCCGGUGGUGGGUUUGGGCGACCGAGGAGAGUUGGCCACCGCGUGGUGCGGUGCUGCGAGGUGGGUGUUGGGGUGGCGGAAAAGAAGACGGUGGUAGUGAAGAAUGGAAAUGAUUCACUUGAAAUUUGCAGAGUGCUUAAUGGGAUGUGGCAGACAAGUGGUGGAUGGGGCAGAAUCGACCGAGACGACGCCGUCGAAUCUAUGUUCAAAUACUCUGACGCUGGUCUCUCCACCUUCGACAUGGCUGACCAUUAUGGACCUGCAGAAGAUCUUUAUGGUAUAUUCAUUAAUAGAGUACGCCGAGAGCGCCCACCGGAGUAUCUGGAAAAUGUCAGGGGUCUUACCAAAUGGGUGCCACCACCCGUCAAGAUGACUAGUAACUUUGUUCGGGAGAGCAUAAAUGUCUCAAGGAAGAGGAUGGAUGUUGCAUCUUUGGACAUGCUUCAGUUUCACUGGUGGGACUAUUCUAAUUCUGGCUACCUAGAUGCGCUUAAACACCUUACAGAUUUGAAAGAAGAAGGUAAGAUCAAGACUGUUGCAUUAACUAACUUUGAUACUGAGAGGUUACAAAAAAUCCUGGAAAAUGGGAUACCGGUUGUUAGUAACCAGGUACAACAUUCAAUCAUUGACAUGCGUCCUCAACAGAAAAUGGCUGAGUUGUGCCAGCUCACUGGAGUUAAACUUAUAACGUAUGGUACCGUGAUGGGUGGACUAUUAUCCGAAAAGUUUCUUGAUACAAACUUGUCUAUUCCUUUUGCCGGCCCGCCAUUAAAUACUCCUUCACUGCAGAAGUACAAAAGGAUGGUUGAUGCUUGGGGAGGAUGGAGUCAAUUCCAAGUUUUGCUUCAGACCCUGAAGAAAGUAGCUUCAAAACACAGCGUUUCCAUUCCAACAGUAGCUGUGAAAUACAUCCUCGACCAGCCAGCUGUGGCAGGGUCGAUGGUAGGUGUUAGGCUUGGUCUAUCGGAACACAUUAAAGCCACAAAUGCCGUGUUUUCUCUUGUUCUUGAUGAAGAAGAUGUAAGCAGCAUACAAGAAAUUUCCAAGAGAGGCAAAAAUCUUCUGAAUGUAAUUGGUGACUGUGGAGAUGAAUAUAGGCGCUGA
Molecule: messenger RNA, 1356 nt
Organism: Fraxinus pennsylvanica
Lineage: Eukaryota; Viridiplantae; Streptophyta; Magnoliopsida; Lamiales; Oleaceae
Source: the annotation of a GenBank genome assembly